Molecule: messenger RNA, 1170 nt
Organism: Onychomys torridus (southern grasshopper mouse)
Lineage: Eukaryota; Metazoa; Chordata; Mammalia; Rodentia; Cricetidae
Gene: Polr2e
Product: RNA polymerase II, I and III subunit E
Exons: 7
Coding region: 64-696 (210 amino acids)
Biological process (GO): DNA-templated transcription
Cellular component (GO): RNA polymerase III complex; RNA polymerase II, core complex; RNA polymerase I complex
Molecular function (GO): DNA binding; DNA-directed RNA polymerase activity
Source: RefSeq, a predicted model, not a curated record
CGCAGACGCAGACGCAGUGCUGGCGGGAGCCCGCAUGCGCAGUUGCUCCUGCACCGCGGCAACAUGGACGACGAGGAGGAGACGUACCGGCUGUGGAAGAUCCGCAAGACCAUCAUGCAGCUUUGUCAUGACCGUGGCUACCUGGUGACCCAGGAUGAGCUGGACCAGACACUCGAGGAGUUCAGGGCACAGUUUGGGGACAAACCUAGCGAAGGGAGACCGAGGCGCACAGACCUCACUGUACUGGUGGCCCACAAUGACGACCCCACAGACCAGAUGUUUGUGUUCUUCCCAGAGGAGCCCAAGGUGGGCAUCAAGACCAUCAAGGUGUACUGCCAGCGCAUGCAGGAGGAGAACAUCACGCGGGCGCUGAUCGUGGUGCAGCAGGGCAUGACGCCCUCCGCCAAGCAGUCGCUGGUGGACAUGGCCCCUAAGUACGUGCUGGAGCAGUUCCUACAGCAAGAGCUGCUCAUCAACAUCACGGAACACGAGCUGGUCCCUGAGCAUGUGGUCAUGACCAAGGAGGAGGUGACGGAACUGCUGGCCCGAUACAAGCUUCGCGAGAGCCAGCUGCCCAGGAUCCAGGCCGGGGACCCAGUAGCACGCUACUUUGGGAUCAAGCGAGGACAGGUCGUGAAGAUCAUCCGACCCAGUGAGACCGCUGGCCGCUAUAUCACCUACCGCCUGGUCCAGUAGCCCAGCUGCAGGUUAAAUCCUAGCACUCUGGAGACUGAGGCAGGAGGAUUGCUGCAACUUCAAAGCAAGUUUGUGGACUCUUUAGCAAGAACUGGUCCAGCCCCAGCGUUCUGGUAUGAGACCCUCGUCUGAAAAGCAAUAAAAAGGAACCCCCACACAGCGUGGGUCGUGCUCUGGAACCCCUGGGAGCCAGCUGAUCUGCCGUCCCAGCUCCCCAGCACCCUCCUGCCUGGCACCCUGAUGAACAGUGACCUUGUCCGCUGCUCCCAUGGGCCAUAACCUGUUAGCCUUUAGACCCAGUGUCUCGGGGGAUGUGUCCCUGGACAAGGCCAGCACUGCCACCAGGCGGCCAGCACCACAGGCCCUCCAUGUGCACCCCAAGUUCUUUGUCACUCUGGGGUCCCCAUCCUGCUUAGAGUUCUCCAUUCUCGUAGGACUCUGUUUUGAGAAUUAAAGAUAUUUUGAGGAGAUAAA